Lentinula edodes (shiitake mushroom) is the source of this 3012-nucleotide messenger RNA. RefSeq names its product ubiquitin elongating factor core-domain-containing protein. The record is from RefSeq and is a predicted model, not a curated record. Lineage: Eukaryota; Fungi; Basidiomycota; Agaricomycetes; Agaricales; Omphalotaceae. The transcript has 21 exons. Gene Ontology annotation, cellular component: ubiquitin ligase complex; cytoplasm; nucleus. Gene Ontology annotation, biological process: protein polyubiquitination. The coding region runs from base 1 to 3012 and encodes 1003 amino acids. Gene Ontology annotation, molecular function: ubiquitin-ubiquitin ligase activity.
AUGAUCACAGGUGUACUUAAAGUGACACUUGAUAAAUCUGUAGCAGAGCGGAGCAGUUAUGAUAUAGUCUGGCUGAAACCUCUGGCGGACGAGAUAAAAUCAGAGGCUGCUGUACAACCUUUACGUCUAAAUAUCGAUCUCAUAGAUCGCCUUCUCAUUGCCCGACUAGAGAUCGAUCCCCAAGCCAUGACAGAUGACCUAGACUUUUUGCCGGUGCUGGCGUCUCUCCCGCCUCAACAGACUAUUUUCGAAUAUCUGGUCGGUGCAUGGAAACGCUUGAAUAUGUUUAGGACGAGUUUGAUUAAGAAAGGUUAUACGCCAGCAGAGACCCAAACCGCGCUCACCAGAUUAGACAAACUACGUGAUCUUGUCAUCAGCUACUCUGGGCUCACCCUGCAAGAACCCGAGAUGUUUCCUCAGCCCUCAGGACGACUGCUCGGGCCACCUGAGCUCGUUGCGCCCCUUCUUUCUCUAUCCACACUAUCGACACCUUUAUAUUCCUCAAACACCGCUUCGACUAACACCCUCUCUCCUACUGACGUAGAGUUAUUUCUUCAAGAUUUGGCUCAUCGCUUUGAGCCCGACAAUGAGAUUGACGAAGUCUUGGGUGACGUUGUUAGGCAAUUACUAUUCCAUGAGUCACUAUUCCGUCCAGAAGGUUUGGGUGGUGCAGUUGCUACUUGGCGCGGUGUGGUGGGCGGCCUCGAAGCUUUAGUCUCUGUCAAAAGCAUCGCCGUCAUGAUCACUAGAAUGCCGGAAUGGAUUCCGGCCAAUGCUACCGCAGCGAACUUUGAGAAGCUUUCGUUAAUGGGGCCAUUAUGUCGUUUGGGUGUUUUUGCAAGAGAAUGGCCAGCCAUAGCUCAGAGUUAUUUUUCGGAACCUGAGAAACGUUCACCUCAGGACCUAGAGUCCUCGUAUGCCAGUCUUCGAGGGACAUUGAAAAGUCUUCAGAGCACGUUGUUUCAAAUCUUCAACACACUUGUUCGAGCCGCCCCGAAUUCUAGAGAAGCUGUGUUGCAAUAUUUCAGCAAGAUUGUUUCACUUAAUGUCAAACGAGCUGGCUUGCAGGUGGACCCAGAUACGGUUGCUUCUGAUAGCUUCAUGGUCAACAUUCAGAGUGUUUUGUACCGGUUCGCAGAACCUUUCAUGGAUGCCAAUUAUACUAAGAUCGAUCGAAUUGAUCCUUUAUAUUUCGCGCACUCUGACCGUAUAGACGUCACGGAGGAAACUCGUAUAAAAGCUACUGCACAGGAAGCUUCACAGUGGGCUGAAGAAAAUCGUCUCUCUGGAGGACCGGCUCCCAACUUCAUUUCGGAUAUCUUCUAUCUAGCCGUCGCGACGAGCCAUUAUGGUUAUCAAAAGACAAUCUCCAGUUAUAGCGAGUUGGACAAACACUUGGAAGACAUUGAACGACAUCUGAGCUUCCUCAAUGGAGACGGUUCUUGGAUGGGGACUCCAUUACAAGCCCGUAUUCAGGCAUCUAUCAACAAUAUCAAUAACGAGAAAGCAAAAGUUCAAAGCGCUCAGUAUGCAUAUGAAGCGCAACUCAAAGAUCCUGAGCUUGUUUUCAGGUCUAUCGGUUUCACUGUCUUCUUGUCAGUGUGGUUGAUUCGGCAGGCCGACCCAAAGAAAACGCAUCCCAACCCACUUGCUGAGUUACCAUUGUCAAAAGAUGUGCCAAUGUCUUUUCGGGUCCUUCCUGAAUACAUUGUCGAAGAUAUCGUUGACUACUUUCAUUUUGCAACACGACAUGCACCAGAUAAGUUCGAGCUGGCAGGCAAGACCGAAUUGUUGACUUUCAUCUUGACAUUCCUGUCAUCGACAUGGUACAUCAAGAACCCUUUCCUUAAAUCUAAGAUCAACGACGUUCUAUUUUUGAGUAUCUGGGGCUAUGGACGCGAAAGUACCGGUAUACUUGGGGGUCUACUGAACACACAUCCACUGGCGUUGAAGAACCUCAUGUCGAUGUUAAUGCACUUCUACAUCGAGGUGGAACAAACGGGAGCCAGUUCGCAGUUCUAUGACAAGUUUAGUAACCGUAAUAUAUCCUACGUGCUGAAGGUUGUGUGGAACAACCCGACGCAUAGGGAAGCCCUCAAUCGUGAAGCCGAAAACGUGGACAAAUUCAUCCGCUUUAUCAAUCUCAUGAUUAAUGAUGUCACAUACCUCAUGGAUGAAUCGUUGAGCGAACUCACACAGAUCCAUGACAUUCAAACGGAGAUGGACAACAAAGAAGAAUGGAACUCUAAAACCUUAGAGUACCGCCGAGAACGUGAAGGAACGCUUCGUCAACUUGAAAGACAUGCUUCGAGUUACACUACUUUAGGUCGAAGCACCGUUGAGCUACUCAAACUUUUCACAGCAGAGACGAAAAAACCUUUCAUGAUGCCCGAAAUUGUGGACAAACUCGCUGCGAUGUUGGACUACAAUUUGGAAGCGCUUGUUGGGCCUCGGAUGCAGAAUUUAAAAGUCCGCCAACCGGAAAAACUGCGAUUCGACCCAAAAGCAUUAUUAAGUGAUGUGCUGCAGAUUUUCUUAAACCUCAGCGACCAGCCGGAGUUCAUGAAAGCUAUCGCUGGUGACGGACGAAGUUAUUCGAAGGGUCUAUUUGAGCAGGCGGAGAGGAUUAUGUUCAGAAGAUCCUUGAAGUCGGGAACGGAUUUGGAAAAGUGGCGGUUACUGAUUACCAAAGUUGAGGAGGCCAAAGAGACACUCGAAGCCGAGGAAGAUCUGGGCGACAUUCCGGACGAGUUCUUAGAUCCGCUCAUGUUCUCCAUAAUGAGAGAUCCGGUCAUACUUCCCACAUCACGUACCACCAUUGAUCGGUCAACUAUCAAGUCGCAUUUGCUGUCCGAUACAACGGAUCCAUUUAACCGUAUGCCACUAGCUAUAGAGGAUGUUGUUUCGAAUACUGAACUCAAAAGCCAAAUUGAUGCCUUUCUGAUUGAGCGUAAGCAGCGAAAUAAAGCAAGUGGCUCGGGACCGGAGGAUAGCAUGAACGUAGCACAUUAA